AUGGCGUCAUGGAACGUGCGUUCCUUCCAUUCCACGGUUCCCCACUCCAAGCGCGAUUACUACGAAGUACUCUUUCGGUUUCUCCCUCAUUCCCAGGUUCUCGGUGUUCCCAGAGAUGCCUCGAAGGCGGAGAUCAAAAAGCACUAUUUCGAGCUCGCCAAGAAAUACCACCCCGACACCAACAAGGGCGACGAGAACGCCAAGCAGAAGUUCAUUGAAGUGAGCGAGGCGUACGAGGUUCUCAAAGACGACGAGAAGCGCGCGCGCUAUGACCAGUUCGGUCAUGCCGGCAUGGACGAGAGCGGCGCGAGCUACCAGGCCAACGCGGCCAACAUCGAUGAGAUCCUGCGCCAUUUCACCGACAUCUUCGGGUCGGAGGCGCAGGGCUUCGGCGGCUUCGGCGGCUUCGGCGGGUUUGGCGGCUUCGGAGGCUUCCAGCCGCAGAUAGAUAACGAUGGGUCCGAUAUCUCGGUGCGCGUGUCCAUCCCCUUUCUGGACUGCAUCAACGGGUGCGAGCGGGACAUCCGCGUGCAGAAGGAGGUCGCCUGCGAUGCCUGCCAUGGGUCGGGAAAUGGACCGCAUAAUAAGACGCAGAAGUGUCCGCAUUGCCAGGGAAAAGGGGUCAUUUAUAAUAACCGCGGGAUCAUGAUGUCCAUGUCGACUUGUCCCCAUUGUAACGGAUUAGGGACUCUCAACACGGAGCCCUGUCCCAAAUGUCGUGGCAGUGGAACAAUGCAUCGCGUUUCCACGAUCACCGUGAAGAUUCCUGCGGGAAUCGACAACGGCGACACGAUCCGGCUUGCCGGUCAGGGAAACCAGGGAAUCAAAGGCGGGCGGAACGGGAAUUUGUACAUUGACGUGAACGUUCAGCCAGAUCCGUUUUUCACUCGGGCGGGAGGCGAUAUCAUGUGCACGGUGCCGAUUUCGGUAACGACGGCUAUUCUGGGAGGCACGAUCACAGUUCCUACGAUUAGUGGCGAAGUCGAUGUGCAUGUUCCGCCAGGUACCCAGUGCAACACACGAAUGCGUCUGCGGGAUAAGGGAAUCAAACCGAUGCGCGGGUCGCAUGUGGGAGAUCAAAUAAUAACUUUUAAUGUGCACAUUCCAAAAAAUAUUACGCCUUCUCAGAGAAAAUUAAUCGAGGAGUUUGGCAAAGACGAGAAGGGAGUGGAGCAUCCACAGGCACCAGCGAUGCGGUCUGUGAUCGGAAGAAUUCGCAGUUUCUUGAAUAGCAAGCGAAAGUAGUUUAGUGGUUU
Molecule: messenger RNA, 1256 nt
Organism: Blastocystis hominis
Lineage: Eukaryota; Bigyra; Opalinata; Blastocystidae
Exons: 6
Coding region: 1-1245 (414 amino acids)
Biological process (GO): protein refolding; response to heat
Cellular component (GO): cytoplasm
Molecular function (GO): heat shock protein binding; ATP binding
Source: RefSeq, a predicted model, not a curated record